AUGCGUUCCUGCCACGUCAUCAUCCAUCUCAGCUGGGAGGACAAGUUCCGGGAUACUACUUCCUUGCUUGAGACGAUUCUCUGCGCAUUUGCCCAAGACAGUAGGCCAAUCGAGAUUGUGGACUUUGCCGAGGCUUUGACCCCCGACAGUUUGCCAAUCAAAAUCGAAAUUUCCCAAUCCUUUGAACUGACAGAGCAAAACAAAAAUCACCUUAGGGGCCAGGCACAUGAUGUUGCUCGAAACUGGUUAUUCCGGUAUGCCUCGCACGGUGAGAUUCCUCCUGCUUUUGAGUUGGUCCACUGGUCUCGUCGAUAG
Messenger RNA from Penicillium cataractarum, 315 nucleotides. RefSeq lists its product as uncharacterized. The transcript has a single exon. Lineage: Eukaryota; Fungi; Ascomycota; Eurotiomycetes; Eurotiales; Aspergillaceae. Bases 1 to 315 code for a protein of 104 amino acids. The record is from RefSeq and is a predicted model, not a curated record.